AUGUCGCUCGCAUCCGGUGUCCAGAUUCAAGAUGACUGCAUCACUGCCUUCCAAGACUUCAGCCGGAGCCACGGCAAGACCAAGUACAUCAUCUACAAGAUUGCCGACGACAAGAAGUCGGUUGUUGUAGACUCCAUUGGCAAGGACCAGGACUACGAGGUCUUCCGCAACGAGCUUGCCGAUGCCAAGGACAGCCAGGGCCGCCCCUCCCCCCGCUACGCCGUCUAUGAUGUCGAGUACGAGAUCCAAGGCGAGGGAAAGAGAAGCAAGAUUAUCUUCAUCUCCUGGGUGCCUAGCGUGACCCCUACUCUCUGGUCUAUGAUCUACGCUAGCACCCGCGAGGUUCUCAAGAACGCCCUCAACGUCGUCACUUCCAUCCACGCCGAUGACAAGUCCGAUAUCGAGUGGAAGACAGUCCUGAAGGAGGCCAGCGGUGGCAAGGCAUAAAUGAUAGCGCCGGCUGGAUCCGGGCUGCGCGACCGAUAGGGGUGCGCCCUUGACGGCGCCGCGGAACGAUCAAUUCAUAAACUUCUCUGCACACCGUUCUCCCAUUUUCUUUUCUUAGUUGCAAUGCAAGACCGU
Molecule: messenger RNA, 582 nt
Organism: Penicillium coprophilum
Lineage: Eukaryota; Fungi; Ascomycota; Eurotiomycetes; Eurotiales; Aspergillaceae
Product: actin-binding ADF family protein
Exons: 5
Coding region: 1-447 (148 amino acids)
Biological process (GO): actin filament depolymerization; cell motility; actin filament severing
Cellular component (GO): actin cortical patch; cytoplasm; actin cytoskeleton
Molecular function (GO): actin filament binding
Source: RefSeq, a predicted model, not a curated record